CCAAAACAAACCAACAAAAGAAAAUAUGGCGCCCCUAAUUACACACAUGUACACCGCCGACCCCUCCGCUCACGUCUUUAACGGGCGCGUGUACAUCUACCCCUCGCACGACCGCGAGACCGACAUCCAGUUCAACGACAAUGGCGACCAGUACGACAUGGCUGACUACCACGUCUUCUCCACCCCCUCCCUGGACCCUCAGGGUCCCGUAACCGACCACGGCGUCGUCCUCAAGACCGAAGACGUUCCAUGGGUAUCCAAGCAGCUCUGGGCUCCCGACGCCGCCUGCAAGAACGGCAAAUACUACCUCUACUUCCCCGCUCGUGACAAGCAGGGCAUCUUCCGCAUCGGCGUCGCCGUUGGUGACAAGCCCGAGGGCCCAUUCACUCCCCAGCCGGAGCCCAUCAAGGGAUCUUACUCGAUCGAUCCCGCCACGUUUGUUGAUGAUGAUGGCGAGGCGUACUUGUAUUUCGGUGGACUGUGGGGCGGACAGCUGCAGUGCUACCAAAAGGGAAACAACGUGUUUGACGCCGAGUGGCAGGGGCCCAAGGAACCUACGGGCAAGGGCGUCAAGUCCUUGGGAGCUCGUGUAGGCAGGUUGACGCAGAACAUGCUGGAGUUUGCGGACGAACAGGGUGUGCGCGAGGUGACCAUCCUGGCUCCCGAAACGGGCGAGCCGCUGGACGCGGACGAUCAUGAGCGUCGCUUCUUCGAGGCCGCGUGGAUGCAUAAGCGGAAUGGCAAGUACUACUUUUCGUACUCGACGGGCGACACGCAUUUUCUGUGCUAUGCCGUGGGCGACUCGCCUUAUGGACCGUUUACCUAUGGUGGAAGGAUUCUGGAGCCGGUGCUGGGAUGGACGACGCAUCACUCGAUUGUGGAGUUCCCGGAGAAGAGUGAUAGGUGGUGGUUGUUCCAUCAUGAUUGUGAACUGAGCAAGGGAGUGGAUCAUUUGAGAAGCGUGAAGGUUAAGGAGAUCUUCUUUGAUGAAGAGGGGAAGAUUUGUGGGGAAAAGCAGCCGGCUGGGAAGUAAAGUAUCAUGGGGAUGGGCAUGGAUGGGUAUGGGCGAAUUAUUAGUAGGUAGGUAGUCAGACUAUCCUUCUGUAUCAUGGUUUCUUUCUGGACAUACCCAAGCUUGUCAAUCCAUGAGCGCAUGCUCGAAGGGUUUCGGGCUGACAUGACGAUUUCGGCCAUUGGAGGCUGAUGUCCUGGUAAUAAGAGGGUGCAAUUGAUUGCUUGCCGGUGG
Neurospora crassa OR74A is the source of this 1246-nucleotide messenger RNA. RefSeq names its product xylosidase/arabinosidase. Bases 26 to 1033 code for a protein of 335 amino acids. Lineage: Eukaryota; Fungi; Ascomycota; Sordariomycetes; Sordariales; Sordariaceae. Gene Ontology annotation, molecular function: hydrolase activity, hydrolyzing O-glycosyl compounds. Gene Ontology annotation, biological process: carbohydrate metabolic process. The record is from RefSeq and is a predicted model, not a curated record. The transcript has a single exon.